ACUUUAAUUUUGAUCCCUCUAACCACUUAUGAGCAUCCUUGAAAGUCUUGGUCUUUGUUUAAUGUUUUUAGUAGGUGAAAGUUUUGGUCUUCUUGGACUUUAUAGUUUUCUCUCUUCGUUAGCUCAUUUUAUCACUUUGCUUCACCAUAACCCAUGCUCGUCCCCCUGCUCAACCGUGUUCUACUCCUACUCAUCCGAACCUAGCGUAUGUGCUUGCUGGAUUGCUGUGGUUGAUACUAAUCCCGUUCACCGGACUACUCCAAGAAGUCUACACUUAAAAGUUUACGAAUUCACCCAUGGCCAUUGGGGAGAUCCUUUUGAGUGCCUUCCUUCAAGUCUUGUUUGAGAAGUUGGCUUCACUGGGAUUGCGCUAUGCGCAAAGGGAAGGAGAACCACCCUUCUCUGGAAUUAGUGUUGACCUACUCAAUAAGUGGGAGAAGAUGCUGGUUACAAUUAAUGCAGUGCUGGCUGAUGCAGAGGACAAGCAACUAAGCAACAAAGGUCCAGUGAAGCUAUGGCUAGAUGAUGUUAGGGACUUGGCCUACGACAUGGAAGACUUGCUUGAUGAGUUCGCUAUUGAAGCCACCCAAGCCAAGUUGAAGGCAAAAUCCAGCACAAGCGGAGGUCUAAUGAAAUGGAAGUUCCCUUUAAUUACCCAAUAUAAAUCCUCCACAUCAAAUCCAAACCUGCGCUCACUCGUCUCUGAAGCUAAGGUACAGAAGAUCUCUGACAAGUUGGAAGAGAUUGUCAAGAGGAAGGCUCAUCUAAGCUUGAUAGAGAAUGCUAUGAACAGAUUUGACUACAUCGACAAAAGGCUCCCCAGUAGUUCUCUACCAGAGCCUCGAUUUUUUGGUAGGGAAAAGGAAGAAGCAGAAAUAUUUGAACUCUUGAUUGAUGAAGCCGAAAAUGUCGAUACCACAUUGAGCAUAGUCCCCAUAGUUGGGAUGGGUGGUAUUGGAAAGACGGCCUUGGCUCAACGAUUGUAUAAUGAUGUCAAAGUGAGUAGCUGCUUCGAAAUGAGAGCAUGGGUUUGUGUUUCAGAUGUUUUUAAUGUUCCUGACAUAACCAAGACUAUUUUGCGGUCUAUCACUGAGGUGUCUAAUGAGGGUGAAGAUCUUAACAGGCUUCAAGUUAAGUUGAAGGAUAGUCUAUCAGGGAAAAAGUUUCUUGUGGUUUUAGAUGAUGUUUGGAAUGAAAACUACGAAGAAUGGACUACCCUCUUAAAGCCAUUUGGAGCUGGGGCUAAAGGAAGUAAGAUCAUCAUAACGACUCGCAACUAUACUGUUGUUUCCAAAACAGGAGCUUCAUCAUAUCCUUUGAAGGAGUUGUCCCUUGAUAAUUGUACAAGCUUAUUAGCCUUUCAUGCUCUUAAAACGACAAAUUUUGAGAGGCACCCAGAUCUUGAAACAAUAGGCAAGAAAAUAGCCAAAAAAUGUAAAGGUUCACCUUUGGCAGCAAAGGUAUUGGGAGGUCUUCUACGUGAUAAAGGGAAUCCCGAUCAAUGGGAAGCUAUCUUAAACAACAAAAUGUGGGAUCUUCCAAUGGGAGAAAAUGAUGAGGUUAUUCGAGUUUUGAAAUUGAGCUAUGUCCAUCUUCCUUCUUAUUUGAAGAGAUGUUUUGUUUAUUGUGCAAUAUUUCCCAAGGAUUACGAAAUUGAGAGGGAUGAGCUGGUGCACUUAUGGAUAGCGGAGGGUUUUUUUGAUGGAAGAAGAUCAAAGGAUAAUAUCUUGAAAUGGGGACAUACUCACUUCAAUGAGUUAGUAUCUAGAUCAUUUCUUCAACAAUCAAGUGUCAACGCGUCUAAGUUUUCAAUGCAUGAUCUUUUGAAUGAUCUAGCAAAGUCAAUUGCGGGUGAGACAUGCUUUAACUCUGCAGAUAAUGAAGAUGAUGCAUCUCCUGGGAAAGUUCGUUAUGCAUCAUUCACCUCGCCAGAGUAUGUUUUAUCAAAAUGCAUAAGAGCAUAUCAUCAAAUGAAGGUACUAAGGAGUUUAAUAUUCUUGUAUGAGAGAUCUAGUUGGGGUGACAAGUUUAGCAUUUCCAACAAAGUGCUACAUGACUUGCUAACAAAAUUGAAGUACUUAAGGGGGUUCUCCUUAAGUCAUUGUUACAUCAUAGAGGUUCCGGAUUGUGUUGGUGAUUUAAAAUAUCUUCGCUAUCUCAAUUUCUCGUACACAAAUAUAGAAAGGCUACCUGAGUCGAUCGGCAACUUGUGCAAAUUACAAGCUUUGAUCUUGAAAGGUUGUCAUCGGCUUUCUUUGUUGCCUCAAGGAAUCACAAAAUUGGUCAACUUACAGUUUCUUGAUAUUAGAGAUACAGGGAGUCUAAAGGAGAUGCCAUUGAGCAUCAGUAAUUUGAAGAAUCUUAUGAUCUUGUCCAAGUUUGUGGUAGGACCAGACGAAGGGUCACGGUUAAAGGAGUUAAAAAACUUGCCAUACCUUCAAGGAGAAUUGUUCAUGUCAGAAUUGCAAAAGGUGGAAGAAGUCACAGAUGCAGUAGAUGCUAAUUUAAUUGGAAAGAGAGGCCUUAGCAACUUAUUCUUGCACUGGGGUGAAAAUUUUGGAAAUUUGCGGAAUGGGAAGCGUGAAGCACUGGUGCUUCACUCUCUGCGACCUCACACUAAUCUUGAACAUCUUUCUAUCUCACACUAUGGUGGUGCAAGAUUCCCCUCAUGGUUAGAUGGUCCAUCUUAUUCUAAGAUAGUUUCGUUAUGCUUACGGGAUUGUCCUAAUGUCGCAUCGCUUCCACCACUUGGACAACUACCUUCACUUCGAGAAUUAUCUCUUAAAGGUCUACAUGCAGUAAGCACGAUAGGCCCUGAAUUUUAUGGAGGUAAAAUGCCUUUUUCAUCCUUAACAACUUUGAAGCUGGAAGAGAUGUUGGCAUGGAAGGAUUGGUCUCGUUAUGCUGGAUGUCAAGAAGAAGACAUCCCAUUCUCUUGUCUUCAGCAUCUAGUUUUCCGGGGAUGUCAUUCGUUGGUCGGGACAUUGCCUGGUCAACUUGAUCUUCUCGAGAAGCUAGAAAUUCAUUCAUGCCCGUAUUUAAAUAGCUCAACCAAUGUGGUUUGUCUCUCAUCUCUUUGUGAGUUAUCCCUUAAGGAUUGUAACGAGGAGAUCUUAAAAAUCUUUGUAAACUUAACUUCUUUGACCGUUCUCAUAAUUGAGAAUCUUGCAGAGCUUGUUUGCUUUGAUCAUGGGUUUACUAGCUACUUGGUUAAGCUAAAGAAGCUUUAUAUAGGGCAGUGUGACAAGCUAAACUACUUGUGGCAAAAUGGAAAUGAGAUGCAAAAUCUUGCUUGCCUUCAGAGUGUAGUCAUUGAUGGUUGUCCUCAAUUCACAUCUUUUGUGGCUGGAGACGGAGAAAUGGAGCUAUCUUGCAGCCUUGAAAAGAUGGAAUUGAGAAAUUGCGCAAGUUUAGAAAAGCUUCCAAGCAAAAUGUACACAUUAAGACGUUUGUGGAUUAGUAAUUGUCCAAAAAUCAUGAGACUAAUAAUUUCUCAAGAUGACCCCAGCAGCAAUAACUCAAUAUCUCAACUUGAAUAUCUUAACAUAAGUGGAUGUGAUUCUUUGAUAUCCUUUCUGUUUACUAAGGGUAGACUUGCUUUUCUAAAGGAGCUUUUUAUUAAGGAUUGUGAAUGGGUUGAGAUCACAACAGAAUCGCUGGAUUGGUUGAUUAUAGAAAGAUGUAAGAAUUUGGUGAGUCUACCACGGUGCCUUCACACGCUCUCCCAUCUCACUUGGUUGAAUCUACAAAGCUGUCCAGCAUUGGAGAUAGAGGACUUCCCUCCCCUUCCCAUCACCCUGGUGAUACUUGGACUUCAUUCGAUUCCUAAGAUGAAGUCUUUACCAAAGGAGUGGCAUCAUCUUAUGUCUCUCCGGGAGCUAUCAAUUUCGGGCUGUGAAAAUAUCAAAUGCUUGCCCGAAGGAGGUUUGCCUCCCAAUUUGUGGGAGUUUUUUAUUACUGAGUGCGAGAAUAUGAAGCAACCGCUGAUAGAAUGGGGCUUACCCAUGCUCACGUCCCUCGAUUAUCUGGGAAUGGACGGAAGAUGCAUGGGUGGGGAGGGAGACAAGGUGUGGUUUCCUUCGGAGGAAGACAACGAGGAUGCAUGGAGUCUUCUCUUUCCUUCCUCUCUAACCGAUCUUAGCAUUUGAGCAAUAUGAGGAAUGUGGAAAGACUAUCAAGUGGCCUUCGCAACCAUCUCUCCUCUCUCCAAGUGUUAUGGAUUUCCGAUUGCCCGAAGUUGAGGGACUUGCCAGAGGAUGGCCUCCCUCCCUCCCUCCACCAGUUGUCCACAUAUAAAUGCGAGAAUCUGAAAGAUGGAUGCUCAAAACACACCGGCGUCUAUUGGCCCCUCAUCAAAGAGAUCCCGGUCAUCGACAUCCGAUAAAAUGAUUCGUCCUGGGACAGUCGGGUUUUCUAGGGUUCGGGUAAGUUUACGGUCUUGAAGGCAUCGGUUUCCAUUCUGUUUCCUCAACUCGAUGCUCAAU
Messenger RNA from Eucalyptus grandis, 4484 nucleotides. Its product is annotated as putative disease resistance protein At3g14460. The transcript is spliced from 2 exons. Gene Ontology annotation, molecular function: ADP binding. Lineage: Eukaryota; Viridiplantae; Streptophyta; Magnoliopsida; Myrtales; Myrtaceae. The record is from RefSeq and is a predicted model, not a curated record. Gene Ontology annotation, biological process: defense response to other organism. Bases 297 to 4148 code for a protein of 1283 amino acids.